AUGGAUGAUGCCGGACACUUUGCUCGGUGUUCUGUCACUGACAAAGCAAUGAGCAAACAGCAACGGAGUUUCACGGCGGCGAAGAAUGGUCCUUCUACGGCGACCACCGGCCAAAUAAAAAGACGGUGGCAAAUUCCGACCAACAUACUGUCUCUGGAACCUGACAUCGUGUGCACCAUCUUCGCUUUCCUCGACAUGUUUGACCUCAUUCGCUGCUCCCUCGUUUGCAAACUCUGGAAUGCCAUCAUCGAGUCCCGGUCGCUGCGAGAGUUUUGUGAGAGGAACAUGAAGAAUUAUUGGUCUGAAUUUACGGAAAAGCCCUUGAGGGUGAUUUUAGGGGAGGUGGCUGUGGAGCGGCAUAGAUUGGCUCUUCAGUGUGGUGGCUUUUACGUUAAUCAAUGGAAGGGCCAUUCAACUACGGUUGCUCAGUGCCGAAUGAAAAUGGGCAUGCUUGUUACUGGUGUGGGUGAUAAGGUUAUUCGUCUCUGGUCAUUAGACAAUUUCAAAUGCAUAGAAGAACACUCAGUGCCUGAUGCCUUCCCUUUAGUUGACUUUGAUUUUGAUGAGAGCAAGGUUGUUGGUCUAAUUGGUAGUCAUUUAUGCAUAUGGAGGCGGAAUGGGAAAAGAAGCAUAUUUCCUUCGCUUGAAGGCAAAUUUAUAAAAGGUUCAUGCAUGCGUUACUUUGACCCAGAAGCUAUGGUUGGAUGUGAUGAUGGAGCUGUUCGUGUUUUUGACAUGUACAGUAAGAAAUGUUCUCAAAUAAUAAGAAUGCACCAUGUACCGAUAACAUGUUUAUGUUUGGGUGAAGAUCAAUUGAUAGUGAGUGGCUCCACUUCAGGGAGUAUAACAAUAUCAGAUCCUUCCUCUGUUCAGCUGGUAGCAACACUUAGGUCAAGUGAUGCCAGAGGCAUAAGGACCAUGUGUUUCAAUCCCUCCUCUCAGCUAUUGUUCGCAGGAUCAGCUGUUGGAUAUACAUAUUGUUGGGACCUUAGAACAAGGAAACUGUUGUGGAGCAACCGAGUGAGUCCUAAUGUUAUAUACUCCUUACAGCACAUGCAGAGUGACCCAUCAACAUUAGCUGUUGGUGGAAUAGAUGGUAUUCUAAGAUUGCUAAAUCAGAACAAUGGCAGUACUGUUUCGUGUUGCAUUAUGGAGGAUAAAGUGUUACCAACAUCUCAAAGUUCUUCUGGGUUCAUUCAAAGAAGAAAAGGGAAGAGGUUGCCCCAAGAUACCUACAUAAACAUUGAUCUCAUUCCUAAGACUGUUCGACCUUCUAUUACAUGCCUCGCUGUUGGAAUGAAGAAGAUUGUUACCACACACAAUACAAAUGAUAUCAGAUUAUGGAAAUUCAAAAGCAACAUUUCUUUGUAA
Molecule: messenger RNA, 1371 nt
Organism: Sphenostylis stenocarpa
Lineage: Eukaryota; Viridiplantae; Streptophyta; Magnoliopsida; Fabales; Fabaceae
Source: the annotation of a GenBank genome assembly